This is a messenger RNA of Aspergillus mulundensis, 1446 nucleotides long. RefSeq names its product prolyl hydroxylase family protein. Gene Ontology annotation, biological process: peptidyl-proline hydroxylation to 4-hydroxy-L-proline. Gene Ontology annotation, molecular function: L-ascorbic acid binding; iron ion binding; procollagen-proline 4-dioxygenase activity. The record is from RefSeq and is a predicted model, not a curated record. The transcript has 2 exons. Gene Ontology annotation, cellular component: endoplasmic reticulum. Lineage: Eukaryota; Fungi; Ascomycota; Eurotiomycetes; Eurotiales; Aspergillaceae. Bases 1 to 1446 code for a protein of 481 amino acids.
AUGGCCAAGACCAAAUCGAUGAAGCGCAAGCGGAAUGCGCAACAUUCACUGCCGCAGAAACUCUCCAAGCCGACCACUCUGCCACCGACGCCCCCGCCCGAUGUGGCGACUCCCGACCCGCACCUGAACACCAUUGUAUCGGCCGAGGAGCUUGAGACGACCAUUGAGACCCUCAGUGCCCUCUCAGAGUACCCGGGCUUGACAAAAUCAAAGGGAUGUAAGGAUCUUCGAGCCGCAGUCUAUGAAUUUCGCCGGGCCUGCACAACGGGACUCGACAAUGCUGAGGGCGCAAACUUGACUGCGCGAAUCACCGGCGCCCUGGCCGAUGGGAAGUAUGUCGAUGCCAAGGUCUUACUUGCCGAGAUGAGGAUUCGAGGCGAGAAGCCCAAGAUCGGGGCCUUGUGUCGCUGGGUGCGCGAUCUGGAUGUUGUCAGCGGCCUCUCCACGCAGCCAGGGGCAAUCGAAGCCCUUCCAGAGCGCAGUGCAAAGGACCUCGAGCUCUUGAGCGUUCUGGAUGCGAUUCUGCGCAUUAGCACUCCCAUUGACACCAACCCUCUCGCCGUCACCUCGGCCUCCCCGAUCGCCUUCCAGUCCAUCUGGGACCUGCGCCCGUCCACACCUCCAUUACCCGUUUAUGCCUCAGUGCUAGACAAAUCCAUUCUGGACCUGGCGCCAAAGUCCUCUUCCGCGAUCGAGAUCCUCGAAACGACGCCCGGUCCGUUCCGCAAACCGCCAAACCACCACCCCGCCAUUCUGUACACCACCAGCCCAGGGGCGGUCCCCUUGGCAUCUGCCAUCCCAUCCAUCACAUACCAUCCGCAUCCCGCGGUCCCCGGCCUCGGCCUCGCAAUGAACGUUCUCUCUGCUACCGAGUGCCAGGCAAUCAUCGCCGCCGGUGAAUCCGUCAACUUCCUCCCCGACGCGCCCCUCCGCGAAGACGGAGACAUGAGCAUCCUCGCCCAUAACUUCUACUGGAUCAUCGACACAGCUUUCCACGAUACCCUCUGGGCCAGAAUCUCACCCUACGUUCCCCCCUCCGUCAACGGCCGGUCCGUCCGCGGCAUCAACCGCCGCUUCCGCGUUUACCGGUACGUCCCGGGGGCCGAAUACCGCUGCCACAUUGACGGAGCGUGGCCGCCAUCCGGAAUCAGUCCUGAGGGGAAAUACAUUUACGACGCCUCCCCGCCCGACAAGAAGCAGAGCUCGAUGUACACGUUUCUGUUGUAUCUCAACGACGAGUUUGAGGGCGGGGAGACAACGUUCUUCAUGCCGGCGGCGAAGGAGGGGACGCUGAAUGCGUAUCCUGUGCGGCCUGUGAUGGGCUCAGUUGCGAUCUUUCCACAUGGGGAGGCGAAUGGGGCGUUGUUGCAUGAGGGCACCGGGGUGAGGAAGGGGGCGAAAUAUAUUAUCCGGACUGAUGUUGAGUAUGAUGUUAAGCUACUGUGA